Messenger RNA from Chaetomium fimeti, 2043 nucleotides. RefSeq names its product major facilitator superfamily-domain-containing protein. Gene Ontology annotation, biological process: transmembrane transport. Gene Ontology annotation, cellular component: plasma membrane. The coding region runs from base 283 to 2022 and encodes 579 amino acids. Gene Ontology annotation, molecular function: transmembrane transporter activity. Lineage: Eukaryota; Fungi; Ascomycota; Sordariomycetes; Sordariales; Chaetomiaceae. The transcript is spliced from 3 exons. The record is from RefSeq and is a predicted model, not a curated record.
CCGAACUUAUUCACCCUUUGAACUAUAAGUCGCAGCCAAACAUCAAGGUUUAAAACAAACAUCAUCUGCCCGACGUAAAGAGGUUCAUGAGACCAGAAUCACCAAACCGUAGUUUCAACCACAGCUCUUUAAUCGUUCCCUUCACCUUUGCCGAGCCCCGGGAUUAGUCCGUAUCGAAGCCACGACCCUUCCCGUUUCCACCAUCCGCUAGUGCCAUAAUCAUCUUUGGUUCCCGAAAACCAAGAUCGAUCCCCACGAUACGCCAGGUCGGGUUAGGUCACGAUGAGGACGGAGCCGGACCCCUCAGUCGGCCUCGCAACAACUGAAACCGGUCCUCCGAGACUUGAGAAUACGCAGUGGAACGAUUCGCCUGGCCGUCCCGAGUCUGUUGCGCCGUCACUCAAACAACAGAAUGAAGAAUGCACCAGCAACGACACCCCAGUUAAUACCGCCCCCGAGAAACAUGCGGCCGACGCGGCCGAGACCGAGUAUCCCAGCGGCUUCAAGCUUAUUUCCAUCAUCCUUGCACUUAUUAUGGGCAUCUUCCUUGCUUCUCUGGACAUGACUAUCGUUGCCACCGCCAUCCCGAAGAUCACCGAUGAGUUCCAGGGGCUGGACAAGGUGUCGUGGUACAGCGCCGCCUUUUUCAUGACGAACGGGGGCUUCCAGUCUUUGUGGGGUAAAGCCUACCGUUACUUCCCCUUGAAGUUCACCUUCUUGAUGGCCAUUGCUGUCUUCGAACUCGGAAGCCUUGUUUGCGCGCUUGCCCCGAACUCUACCGCCUUCAUUGUUGGCCGCGCCAUCAACGGCCUGGGCGCUGCAGGUAUCGGCACCGGCGCUUACACCAUAAUCGCCUUUGUCGCCGAGCCCAGAAAGCGAGCUACCUACACUGGCUUCGUCGGGAUGUCGUUCGGCGUUGCCUGUGUUGUGGGGCCGCUCAUUGGCGGUGUCUUCGCUGACAAGGUGACUUGGCGCUGGUGCUUCUGGAUCAACCUUCCUGUCGGCGGCCUGUCCGCCCUUAUCAUCCUCUUCUUUUUCCAAGCGCCCAGUGCCGCGAAGCCGGUUGCUGCUCCGUGGAGGGAGAAGUUGCUGCAGAUGGAUCCGAUCGGCGUAGCCCUCGUCAUGGGUGCCAUCGUCGCUUUUAUGCUGGCUUUGCAGUAUGGUGGCCAAACUGCGCCGUGGAAUAGCAGCGUCGUCAUCGGCCUCCUGGUUGGCUUCGUCCUGAUAACGGCGGCCUUCAUCGUCUGGGAACACUUCCAGGGCGAGCGGGCUAUCAUCGUUCCUCGACUGUUCAAACAACGAGCGAUCUGUAUCAGCUGCCUCUUCGCCUGUAUGUUCGUCGGGUCCUACUACCUGAUCAUCUACUACAUCCCCAUAUACUUCCAGAGCGUUAGCAACGCCACCCCCACCAUGUCCGGUGUCUACAACCUUCCCCUCAUCAUCGCCACCACGAUUUCCAUGAUUACAUCUGGCAUGCUCAUCAGUGCCACGGGCCUUGCCGUUCCGAUUCAAGUCGGAGGUGCCGUUGUUGGUGUCAUUGCAGCAGGUCUCCUAUAUACACUGGACAUCGAUACCAGUGUUGGCAAAUGGAUAGGAUACCAGCUCCUUGGUGGUGUUGGCUGGGGCCUCGCAUUCCAGGUACCCAUCAUUGUUGGGCAAGCCAACGCGGAUCCUCAAGAUAUCUCGUCUGUGACCGCAAUGGUUCUUUUCUUCCAAUGUAUCGGUGGUACUGCCUUUGUGACAGCUGCCCAGGCUGCGUUUGUCAAUCGGAUUAUCCAGACGCUGCCUGAUUCUGCCCCCGACGUCGACCCAGCCGAUGUGGUCGCAACAGGAGCGACCCUAAUCCGCACAGCUUUCCCCGUUGAUCAGGUCCCCGGUAUCAUCGUUGCAUAUAUGGCUGGUAUCAAGGUCGCACUCGGGAUUUCCAUUGGGGGUGCUGGCCUAGGUCUCGUUAUCUGCCUGGGCAGUCGGUGGAAGAGGCUCAAUUCGGAUGCGGUAAAAGAUGCCGUCGUGGCCGCGUAACGACGGAUCCAGAUAGAUGGU